AUGGAGGCUGCACGGAUCCCAGCUUUUCUGCUCCUCCUCCUUGGAGUCAUCUGGUCGCGUGCACAGCUCGGUGCCGAGGCAGCUGGCACCACGGUUUUCACGCUGCGCAACAACUGCACCCACGCGAUCUGGCCGGCCACAUUGUCCGGCAACAGCGCCGCCGCCAUCGGGGGCGGCGGCUUCGAGCUCGCCGCCGGCGCCACCGUAUCUUUCCCGGGCCCGACGGGCUGGUCCGGCCGCUUCUGGGCGCGCACGGGCUGCGUCGCCUCCGGCGCGUCGACCCUCGCCUGCGCCACGGGCGACUGCGGCGGCGCCGUCAGUUGCUCCCUCGGCGGGGCGCCGCCCGUGACGCUCGCCGAGUUCACCCUGGGAGGCGCCGACGGGAAGGACUUCUACGACGUGAGCCUGGUGGACGGGUACAACGUCGGCAUCGGCGUGGUGGCGACGGGCGCCAAGGUGAACUCGUCGACGUGCGGCUACGCCGGGUGCGUGGCCGACGUGAACGCGCUGUGCCCCGCGGAGCUGCAGGUGACGGGGAAGGAAGGCGACCUGGAGGGGAAGACGGUGGCGUGCCGGAGCGCGUGCGAGGCGUUCGGGACGCCCGAGUACUGCUGCACGGGCGCGCACGGCGGGCCGGACAGCUGCGGCCCGACCAAGUACUCCAAGCUCUUCAAGGCGGCGUGCCCCGCCGCGUACAGCUACGCCUACGACGAUGCCACCAGCACCUUCACCUGCGGCGCCGGAGCGCAGUACCUCAUCACAUUCUGCCCGGCGCAGUAG
Messenger RNA from Lolium rigidum, 780 nucleotides. RefSeq names its product pathogenesis-related thaumatin-like protein 3.5. The transcript is spliced from 2 exons. Gene Ontology annotation, cellular component: extracellular region. Lineage: Eukaryota; Viridiplantae; Streptophyta; Magnoliopsida; Poales; Poaceae. The record is from RefSeq and is a predicted model, not a curated record. The coding region runs from base 1 to 780 and encodes 259 amino acids. Gene Ontology annotation, biological process: defense response.